Messenger RNA from Malaya genurostris, 555 nucleotides. Its product is annotated as peptidyl-tRNA hydrolase 2, mitochondrial. Gene Ontology annotation, molecular function: peptidyl-tRNA hydrolase activity. Gene Ontology annotation, cellular component: cytosol; mitochondrion. The record is from RefSeq and is a predicted model, not a curated record. Lineage: Eukaryota; Metazoa; Arthropoda; Insecta; Diptera; Culicidae. The coding region runs from base 1 to 390 and encodes 129 amino acids. The transcript has a single exon.
AUGAACUUUCUAAAAACGCUGGCAUCAUCCGUUGGUGGUCCCAUGAAGAUGGUUUUAGUCGUGCGAUCAGACUUAGGAUUAAGUAAAGGAAAAAUCGCCUCCCAAUGUGCACAUGCUGCCAUCAUGUGCUAUAUCCGGUCGACCAACGUUAACGAAGCAAAGUUGCAAAACUGGCUGCUGCAGGGUCAACCGAAAAUUGUUGUCAAAAUUGAAAACUUGUCAGAAUUUGAAAAACUUGCUGCUCUGGCGCGACAAAAAUCGGUUGUUGCAGAGAUUGUGAGGGACGCUGGACGAACACAAGUUCAGAGUGGAACGGAAACUGUACUAGGGCUUGGUCCGGAUGUGAGUGAACUAAUGGAUCCUUUAGUAGAACACUUAAAGUUGUUAUAGUUUGUCAAUUAAAAAAAUAAUGCAAUGAUGUAGUCAAUAUGUUAGUCUUCUAUUAAGUGAAUAUAUGAAUAUAAAACUGAUGUAUUUUUGCUUGUAUUAUAUAAAUAGUUAAUACACAAUGAUAUGGCAAAGCUGAGAAAUAUAAGUCGGAACAAGGAUGUUUAA